GCCGCGCUCAGUUCUCAGUUGUCGGAUUGCCGGUUGCGGAGAAUUAGAUAAGGACUCUCGCCGAAAGUGGAGGCAACAGCUAAAGCGAAAAGAAAUAAAUGUACAACCAGCCUGGACUCGGAUUAUAUUUUUGGGAUCAAGAUAAUGAUGAUCCGAUCGGGCUGAACGUGUAUUGCGCGUGUGUUUCGCUUUUACGCUUUUUCAACUGCGGCGAGGGCAGCAAAGAAAUACGAAUUCGAAAUCAAAAACGAAAUCGAAAUCGUGUAUUGUGAAUCGGAAAGCGAGGGAAAUUUCAGAACCCUAAGAAGUUCGCCCCUUUUCGAAGUAACAGUGAAGUGUAUUGUAUUGUUUAACAAAAAAAAAAUAAAAUAAAUUAAGAAGCUGCGAGCAAAGCAAUGCGAAAGAGCUGAAUAAAAGAGGCGAAGAGCACAUUUAGAAGCAGAAGCAGAAAGAAGCAGAAUUUACCAAUCCAGAGUCUGAUUUAUAUGUAGCUGCGUUGGCGUGUUUGCAAGAUUGGUGCUAAAACAAAGGGGCUUUUGCAAAAAAGCCAUCCUAAUAUAUGCUAAAAAAUUACUUAAAAUUCUUAACCAAAUGAAUACAGUUUUUCGGGCGAGAUUUAUAAUCAUUUUCUAAUGACAACGGCCGUACCAAAAACAGGCAACAAAUUAUUUGCCCGCCGUCUCAGUUCCAUACAUCUUUUAAUUUAUUAUAAGCAGUGACAGUGUUUUUUCUUCAUUUUCUGCCUGCCCCGGUUCGCUGGGAAAGAGACUGGGCGAGAAACAAAGGGAGAAAAAAACGAAAAUACAAAAAUAAAGGAAUACAAAAUACAAAUUAAACACGCGAAUGUUUCAAACGCAAGUCGAAGCGAGUUGAGUGAAUUAAUGAAAUAUAUGUAUAUACGCUCAUAAAAUCUAUAUAUGCGCGUUUUUGUGAUAUAUUAAAUAACGCUCCAAUAAAAGCAAAUUUAUUUCAAUUGUUAAGUCGGCGGAAAAAGGCCAGCAGAUAAAUAAGUUAACAAAUUGAGGAAUACCAUAAUACACCCUAUAAAUUUGGAUUAAUUGUUAAAACCCACAAAGGCGGAUCAAUACUAUUUAAUUGGAAUGGCAUCAUCCCCGAACAAUGCGGCGCCGCCUGUUUUAUGGAGGGCGAGACGCAAAAUUGGCCUGCAUUUGCGGAGCAUCGAGGAGCCAGCGACGACGCCGCUCCAGUUCCAGGCGGCGGGCAGAAUGAAUGCGGAGCAGGGGGGCACGGGGUACGGCGGCUACGGUUCCAGCGAGCACUCGCUGCUCAUCGCCACACGCCACGCCGGUGUCCCCCUGCCCCUCGCCCAGCAGCAGCCACUCCCCGCCCACUAUCAGCCGCUGAGCCACUCUGGCCCAGCCCCACCCUCCUCCUCCUCCUCCAGCGCCCACACCACAUCCACAUCCACAACCAAUGGAUCCUCCUCCGCCGGCGGCGGCGGACUGCAGACGCCGUCCAUCUUCCCGCAGCAACAGCAGCAGCAGUAUCCGGUGCAACAGCAGUACCAGUACCAGUACCAGCACCACUAUCACCACCAGGCCACGUCGCCACAGCACCACAGACCCUACGAUCCGGAGCACGCGCGGAUGGAGGCCUGGCUGGACGAGAAUCAGGAAUUUGUACAGGAUUAUUUUAUAAGGAAAGCCACACGUCAGACGGUGGAUGCCUGGCUGGUCUCACAUGCCACCUCGGCGGGCAACGAUGUGGUCAGCAGCACCUCACCCACCCACGCCAACGGACAGACGAGCUCCUCGAGGGGCGGAUCCGGAGCCACCACACCAGUGCGAAAAAUCUCCGCUCACGAAUUUGAGCGCGGUGGCCUGUUAAAACCGAUUGUCAAUACUAUCGACGGCACGCCCACAUUUUUGAGCAUUGGUCCGCCGAUGGACAACGGGGGCGUGGGCGGCAGCUGCGGCAAUCUGCAGAAUGUCGGCGGCGUCGUGGCCGGACAGUAUCAGUAUCACCAUCAGCAGCACCACCACCACAACCACCAGCAUCUGCACCACAGCCAGCACAGUCAUUAUCAGGCGGGCGGAGCCGUCGGCAGCAGCAGUUUGGGCAGUUCCAGUGGCGUCGGUGGAGCGGGAGGAGCACCCGGAAUGGGGGGCAGCGGUGGAGCCGGAAAUGGCCAUCAAUAUCAAUAUUACCAUUGCCUCCAACGACCACAGCGGCUGUCACGCAAUGAGCUGAAGCAGCUGGACGAGAAAGAGUUGAUUUUCGAACUGGUAAAGGACAUUUGCAACGAGCUCGAGGUGCGCACUUUGUGCCACAAGAUACUCCAGAAUGUGUCCAUAUUGCUGAAUGCCGAUAGAGGAUCUCUGUUCCUGGUGCAAGGACGAUGCAAUGGACCCGAUGGCCUCAAAAAAUGCCUCGUCUCGAAGCUGUUCGACGUGUGCCCUCGGAGCACCGUGGAGGAGAUGGAGCAGCAGGACGAAGUCCGGGUGGCCUGGGGCACCGGAAUCGCCGGUCAUGUGGCCGAAAGUGGGGAGCCCGUCAACAUACCAGAUGCUUACCAGGAUGAGCGAUUCAAUUGUGAAAUUGACUCGCUGACCGGCUAUCGGACGAAGGCCUUGCUCUGCAUGCCCAUCAAGGAUUCAUCCGGUGAUGUGAUUGGCGUGGCGCAGGUCAUCAACAAAAUGAAUGGCGAGUGCUUCUCCGAAAUCGAUGAAAAGGUCUUUGCCUCGUAUCUGCAGUUCUGUGGCAUUGGACUGCGAAACGCGCAGCUGUACGAGAAAUCUCAACUGGAGAUCAAGCGGAACCAAGUGCUACUGGAUCUGGCCCGCAUGAUCUUCGAGGAGCAGAGCACCAUCGAGCACAUGGUCUUCCGCAUCCUCACCCACAUGCAGAGUCUCAUCCAGUGCCAGCGGGUCCAGAUCCUCCUCGUUCACGAGGCGGACAAGGGCAGCUUCUCGCGGGUCUUUGACUUCGAGGCGAAUGACCUGAGUGAGGAAGAGGCCACCUCGCGCACCAGUCCCUACGAGUCGCGGUUUCCCAUCAACAUCGGGAUCACCGGACAUGUGGCCACCACCGGCGAAACCGUGAAUGUGCCGAAUGCCUACGAGGACGAUCGCUUCGAUGCCAGCGUGGAUGAGAGCUCCUGCUUCAAGCACCGCUCUAUUCUGUGCAUGGCCAUCAAGAACUCGCUGGGACAGAUCAUCGGUGUCAUCCAGCUGAUCAACAAGUUCAAUGAGUUGGACUUUACCAAGAACGACGAGAACUUUGUGGAGGCGUUCGCCAUCUUCUGCGGCAUGGGCAUCCACAACACGCACAUGUACGAGAAGGCCAUUGUGGCAAUGGCCAAACAGAGUGUCACCCUGGAGGUGCUCAGUUACCACGCAUCGGCCACCAUGGACGAGGCUCAUCGGCUGCGGCGCCUUCGGGUACCUUCAGCAGUACAUUUCCGACUACACGACUUCAAGUUCGAUGACAUUCACUUUGAAGAUGAUGAUACAUUGAAGGCCUGCCUGCGCAUGUUUUUGGAUCUGGACUUUGUGGAACGUUUUCAUAUUGACUAUGAAGUUCUGUGUCGUUGGCUGUUGAGCGUCAAGAAGAACUAUCGCAAUGUUACCUACCACAAUUGGCGACAUGCCUUCAAUGUGGCCCAAAUGAUGUUUGCCAUUCUAACUACCACGCAAUGGUGGAAGAUCUUUGGUGAAAUCGAAUGCUUGGCGCUUAUUAUUGGCUGUCUUUGUCAUGAUCUCGACCAUCGAGGGACUAACAACUCCUUUCAGAUUAAAGCCUCAUCGCCUUUGGCUCAACUGUACUCAACCUCCACCAUGGAGCACCAUCACUUCGAUCAGUGUCUGAUGAUCUUGAACAGUCCUGGUAAUCAAAUUUUGGCUAAUCUGUCCUCCGAUGAUUACUGUCGGGUAAUAAGGGUGUUGGAGGACGCCAUUUUGUCCACUGAUUUGGCAGUGUAUUUCAAAAAACGAGGUCCUUUCUUGGAGAGUGUGGACCAGCCGGUGAGCCAUUGGGUGGCCGAGGAGCCGCGCGCCUUGUUGCGUGCCAUGAGCAUGACUGUCUGUGAUUUGUCGGCCAUCACGAAGCCGUGGGAGAUCGAGAAGCGUGUGGCCGAUUUGGUAAGCUCGGAGUUCUUCGAGCAGGGCGACAUGGAGAAGCAGGAGCUCAACAUAACUCCUAUUGACAUCAUGAAUCGCGAGAAAGAGGAUGAACUGCCCAUGAUGCAAGUGAAUUUCAUCGAUUCCAUUUGCUUGCCCAUCUAUGAGGCCUUUGCCACCCUCUCCGACAAGCUGGAGCCUCUUGUCGAGGGCGUUCGCGAUAAUCGUGGCCAUUGGAUCGAUCUGGCCGAAGUGGUGAAAACCAAAACUAGUCAGGAUCAGGAGCCAGAGGAGCAGCAGCAGCAGCAACAGAAAAUUGUGAUAUCGAACGGUGACUGCAAGGCGAUGAGUGAUGAUGAGUUGGCUGCUCAGGAAGCGGAAGUGCCAGCGGAUGCCCAGUGCGAGCAAGCAAGCGUAAAUGGCCCCCACAACGUUGCCCACAACAGCAGUACCACUAAUAAGAACCUUGCCGUCGCUUCUCAUCCCACCAGCACCCAGUCCAGUGAUGAUGAUGAUGCGGAUGCGGAUGCGGAUGCGGAUGAUGUGGAUCAGCAGGCUGCCGAGGAGAAUGGCCACGAUGCUGAGGUGAAGGAGGCCUCCUGUAGCUCCAGUUCCAGCUCCAGCUCCUCGACCGCCUCCAGUCGCCUGUCCACGCCACCGCCCACCGGCGAGGAUGACAGCACACCAGUGUCGCCCUCGAAAACGCUGCAGGCCAAACUGGUGGCGGCCAACCUGAGUGCAUUGCAAAGGCCGUCCGCCAACCAGGUGUCAAGCCAAAAGCAGCGCUGCAAGAGCUGCGACCAUUCACGCAGCGGUCUGCAGGUGAGGAAGACCAGUUCGCUGCGAGGCGCCCAGGAACUGGAGAUGGAUAGUAGGGCUAGGAAUGGAACAAAAGCUGCUCUCUGCAAAAGCACGCCCGUGAUCAACAACCACAGCCAUCAUCAUAGUCACAAUCACAAUCACAGCCACAACCACCAUCAUCAUCAUCAUCAUCACUCGCACUCGCAUCACAAUCACAAUCACAGCCAGCAUGGCGUUGGGAUUGGCAGUGCCAGCAUCGGCGGCAGUGGGUUAAUCAGCCUGACCACGCCUUUGCUGGCAACGGACAGUGAUAGGAUACCAAAAAUCGUGGGCAAAAUUGGAAAUCUCGAUGGUCUGCCACUGCCUUUGCCGUUGCCCUUUGCCAAUGGCAUUGGAGGCCCACAAAAUGGUAUUGGCUUGCCCUUCGGCAGCUACCAACAGCACCAUCAUCAUCAUCAUCUCCUGGCGCGACGUCAUUCGGAGACAAACAGCAAUGGGGCCACCGCUGUGGCGGCUGAAAAAUAAAUACAUCCCAAUCUGGUGUGUUCCAAGAAACGGAACACUCUAAUACCAUAUUUAUGAUAUAUAUUAUGGUUUUAACUCUGUUUUAAAAGUGUUUUCUGGAUCUGCAACACACUAGCAUAUCUUCAAUAUGUACAUAACUCUAUCCAUCUCACCCAAAUCGCAACCACUUCUCAUCUUGUAUAUAAAAUACAACAUCCACUUUGAGCAACAGUAUCGCAGUGCAGUAGGAAAGGAUAGUGAGGAUUAACACAUACCAUAAGCAAAUUGUGGCACAGCAAUUUGAUAGCCUACAAAUAAAACUAUAACUAAAUAGAAAGAUUCCUAUAAACGUAUGUAAUUCGUAUAUAUACUUGUGUAUGUGUAUAUUUUGAUCUGUGUGUGUUUGUAACUUAAACUUUAGUUCGUACCGUCAGCGUUAGUUAAUUAUAAAUGAUAAAGCAAAGAAGUCAAAUUCUCUAGAUGUUUAAGCACCAACCAACAAAGGAAGCAAAACAAAAAUUGUACCAAAAAAACAACAAAAACAAAAACAAAAUGGCAGAGUAGUGGAUUCUCUAAUUGUCGUUUGCUUGCAAGUAACGCUCAUCUUCAAUGGAAAACACAGCAA
Messenger RNA from Drosophila elegans, 6009 nucleotides. RefSeq names its product dual 3',5'-cyclic-AMP and -GMP phosphodiesterase 11 (gene Pde11). The coding region runs from base 1101 to 5405 and encodes 1434 amino acids. NCBI's taxonomy places the organism in Eukaryota, Metazoa, Arthropoda, Insecta, Diptera, Drosophilidae. Gene Ontology annotation, biological process: signal transduction. The transcript is spliced from 17 exons. Gene Ontology annotation, molecular function: 3',5'-cyclic-AMP phosphodiesterase activity; 3',5'-cyclic-GMP phosphodiesterase activity; protein binding. The record is from RefSeq and is a predicted model, not a curated record.